This is a messenger RNA of Rhododendron vialii, 928 nucleotides long. RefSeq lists its product as uncharacterized. NCBI's taxonomy places the organism in Eukaryota, Viridiplantae, Streptophyta, Magnoliopsida, Ericales, Ericaceae. Bases 41 to 928 code for a protein of 295 amino acids. The transcript has 3 exons. The record is from RefSeq and is a predicted model, not a curated record.
GACUAAGUGUGAAGCGUUCCACUUUGAACACAUUCGGGCCAUGUUUGUGGAAGGGAAUGAACAAUUAAAGAGAGGGGUAACCUUUGCAAUGAUGCAAGAAGUUUUUAAGUCGGGGGUAGCAGAUGCGAAGUUUCAGACUUCGUAUGUCCUGUUUGUGUUGUCUUCGUUAUUGUGUCCUACCACAAAGGAUGUGGCCUCCACAAAGUUUUACCCAGCCGUGUAUGAUUUAACGAAGAUUUCGUCAUAUGCAUGGCCACAAUUUGUGUUGGAUUGGUUGGUAAAGGAAAUAACUAAGUUUAAGAAGAGAGAUGUGAAGGAGGUUGAUAAUAAGAAGGAUGCCCCCGGCGUGUCUGGCUGUGUGUUGCUCCUACUGCUUAUAUACUUUGACAAAGAGGAGAUGGGAAUGAAUGUUGGUAGGGUUGGUGUUCCAUUGAUUCAGUCUUGGACGACGAAUCUUAUAAUGGAACGAAUUGCGAAAGAGGAGAAUUUGGACUUGGUAGAUCCCAUUUCCGGCCAAUUUCCCGAGCCUCGUUUACUGCAUCCGGAGGCGCAAAAGGCUUUUCAUACCUUGAAGAAAUCAUUUGUUGAACAACUGCAAAAUAUCAUCAUCAUGGACGCUGCCUUUAUAGGUCAAGGUUCUGAAACAACAACCCAAAAAAUUCAUGAAAAAGGGAAGGAUGUGAGCGAGAUGGACAGUCCUUUAGACGAUGAUGGUUGUCACAAAUUUCCGUCAACUUCCACUUCUACUCUGAAUAAGGCAGGUAAAGGCGUUCCCACAGAUGAAAUGGAUGAGGAUAGGAUAAGCUGUUUCAAAAAUGUUCAGAAUGCUCGUGACAUGCCGUUGUACACGCCAGAGCACAUGAUGGAGGAAGUUGUACACACCUCCAUUAUGGAAAAAUGUGGAAGUCAGACGGGGUGUCACAAUUGA